AUGCUACCAGUCAUCGAGGAGAAGAGAAAAGCCCUGGCAGCAUACAAAGCCUGCCCUAACAAAUGGAACUUGCAAGUCCUCCGGACUGCCCGCAGCAAAGUUCAAAAGAGUGCCAGACGAUGCGCCAACGAAUACUGCCUCCAGCUCUGCUCCCAGAUACAGCCUGCAGUGGACACAGGCAACAUCAAGGGGAUGUAUGACGGCAUCAAACAAGCAAUGGGCCCAACCCAGAAGAAAAUCGCUCCCCUAAAGUCUGCAGCGGGCGAGGUAAUCCAAGACCGGACACAGCAGAUGGAGCGCUGGGAGCUUGAUAGUGAACCAACCCUGGAGGAACAUGACAAAACCCUGGACUCACUUGCACCGGGCAAAGCACCCGGGAAAGACGGCAUUCCUCCUGAGAUCUUGAAGUGCUGCAAAGAGACCCUCCUCAGCGAGCUGCACGAAAUCAUCUGCUUGUGCUGGAGAGAAGGUGAAGUGCCGCAAGAUAUGAGAGAUGCCAACAUCCUCACUCUCUACAAAAAAAAAGGAGACAGGAGUGACUUGCGGUUUUCGAGCCAAGAGGUCAACCAUCGACAUGGUCUUCUCCAUCAGACAGCUCCAGGAGAAAUGCGAGGAACAAAGGUAACAACUCUUCAUAGCCUUCAUAGACCUUCGGCCUUUGACCUUGUGAGCCGAGACGGCCUUUUCAAGAUUUUGCCCAAGAUUGGAUGUCCACCGAGACUCCUCAGCAUCUUUCAAUCUUUUCAUGAUGACAUGAAGGGCGCCGUUGUCUUUGAUGGGUCAACAUCAGAUGCCUUCGACAUCCGAAGCGGAAUGAUGCAGCAGUCACUGCCCACUCAGCUGAAGACCUCCAGCAGCUCAUGA
Messenger RNA from Penaeus chinensis, 864 nucleotides. RefSeq lists its product as uncharacterized. The record is from RefSeq and is a predicted model, not a curated record. NCBI's taxonomy places the organism in Eukaryota, Metazoa, Arthropoda, Malacostraca, Decapoda, Penaeidae. The transcript is spliced from 4 exons. Bases 1 to 864 code for a protein of 287 amino acids.